Molecule: messenger RNA, 3438 nt
Organism: Lasiosphaeria miniovina
Lineage: Eukaryota; Fungi; Ascomycota; Sordariomycetes; Sordariales; Lasiosphaeriaceae
Exons: 6
Coding region: 448-3438 (996 amino acids)
Biological process (GO): transcription elongation by RNA polymerase II; chromatin remodeling
Cellular component (GO): RSC-type complex
Molecular function (GO): protein binding; chromatin binding
Source: RefSeq, a predicted model, not a curated record
CUGCUACGACAGAUAUUCUCCACGUAUUCCUCCAGUCUUGAACGCUGAUAACUAAGUCUCCCUCCCCAGGGCCCGGAUCCCUGAGGAAGAGAAGCCAAGCUUCGGCCAAUUCUCCACCGCAUGCUGAGCUGAGGCGGGUUGGUGCACCACCUGUCGUCGGGUCUCUUUGAAGACCGCAGCUACCGGAACUUGUGGGGGAGCCCUUACGCCGGACCGGCCAGACUGCGACUGUCGACUAUUCCUCUUUAGCAGGUAGCGAGACCCACCUCUAAACGUUAGUCAUCUAACGAGGCCCCAGCGCGUUGCAGCCAGGGCUCGGCAUGCGAUUGAUCCCGGCUCCCAGCCGCGCUAACGUCGAGCCUCCUUUGGCGUGUGGAGAUUUCGCGACUGACUCGGGUUGUCGAGACCGCUUUGGUUCUGUGUCUUGGAUGCCCCCGUGGAACCGCGAUGCCCACUUUGCGCGAGCGACCCAGCAGAGGCGAGAUCUCGCCCGCUAAGAAAUCCUCCCCUACUGCAAGCAAAUCUACGCCGAGAUCCCACAGGAGCAGCAUGGCUGGCGACGCAAUCGAGGUGCGCGAAUCGAUCGAGGCAAAGGUCACCAGCAACAACGGGGAUGUCGAGAUGAAGGAUGCCGACAACGCCCCGCGCAAGGUCCGCGAAGAUGUAGACGCGGACGCUGAUGCGGAUGCCGACGCUGAUGUAGAUGCGGAUGCAGAUGCAGAUGCCGACGCAGAUGGGGAAUCGGACGAAGACAUGGACGAUGCGCAACACGAUGACUCUUCUCCCGACAUACUGCAGCUCAUCAAGGAGACAUCUGAGUACCUGUGCCAUUAUACGGUCAAGGUGGAUGGAGAGGACCACGAGAUCGCCUCGGGCUUCCAGCGCCUGGUAAACAAACGCAGCCUCCCCGACUAUUUCGAGGUCAUCAAAGAGCCCAUGGCCUUCAGCACCAUUCGGGCCAAGCUCGGCAAGAAGACCUACACGGGGUUUAACGAGUUCGUCAACGACGUUAUGCGCAUAUGUCACAAUGCGCAAGUUUACAACAGACCAUCAGCUCCCAUUUUCUCCGACGCUGCGCGCUUGCAGGAGGUCUUCAAGGAGAAUCUCAAUGAACUGGUCAGUAAAGGCGAUAUUACUGCCGAAGAAGCCGCGUUGCCCGAUCUUGGGCCAUUGCCAGAGUUCGAAGACUCGCCACCCCCGGAAGACGAGGAGGAGGUGGAUGAGGACGACGAAGAAGAGGACGAGGAAGAGGACGAAGACGAAGACGACUCUGACGACGAAGGCGGGCGCCGCCGGGCGCGGAGACGUGGACGUCAGUCUGGAGCGGGCAGAAGAGAUCGCGGAGACGAUGGCGAUGAUCCUCAUAAGAAGCGCGGUAGACCGCCCAAAGUCUUCACGCCGUUAGAGGGGCGCAUUCAGGCGUUGCUCAAGGGGUUGCGCAAGUACAAGAAUGACACCGGGCAAUUGCGCGUCGUCCACUUCGAGAAGCUCCCCGACAAGGCAGAGCUUCCGGAUUACUAUACCGCAAUCCGUAAUCCCGUUGCGCUGGACCUGAUCAAGAAGAAGCAUAAGCGCAAGAAGUACCAGAACGUCGAUCAGGUUCUCCAAGACCUGGAGCUGAUGUUCGAGAAUGCGAAAGAGUAUAACGAAGAGGGCAGCGAGGUCUACGAAGAUGCAGUCGAGCUGCAGAAGCAGGCGCGCAUCCUGACCGAGCUUGAGAAGGCGAAGCCAGACGAUGCAUUCCGCGACGAAGACGGGAAGCUUCCCCUCGCCAGUAUAGAGUAUCGGGGUGAGAGUUGGAAAGUCGGCGACUGGGUACAUAUACGUAACGCGAACGACUUGUCGAAGCCAAUUGUCGCGCAGAUCUUCCGGACAUGGUCAGACGCAUCGGGCCAAAAGUGGGUGAACGCUUGCUGGUAUUACCGCCCGGAACAGACGGUCCACCGGUUCGACAAGUUUUUCUACGAAAACGAGGUGGUCAAGACGGGUCAGUAUCGCGACCACCGGAUUGAGGAUGUCGAAGACCGGUGCUUCGUCAUGUUCAUCACUCGCUAUCCCAAGGGGCGACCGCGAGGCUUCCCGCGGGACAAGGCUGUCUAUCUCUGCGAGGCGCGGUACAACGAGGAAAAAUAUAGAUUUAACAAGAUCAAGACUUGGACGAGCUGUCUCCCGGACGAGGUCCGCGAGAGGGACUACGAGAUGGAUCUAUUCGAUAACGCCCGCAACCUGAAGAAGAACCCCAGCCCGAUCAAGCACCUUCUGCAGGCUGACGCCAAAGAGACUGAUGAGCCUCCUAAACCGACCUGGAGGAGCCCGAACGCGCCUCCGUUGAUUGGGGCGGUCCAUCGCCGACCUCGAGAGCCAAAUGAGUCGCCCCCUCCUGAGCCCCAUGCUCUGCCUUUGCCCACGGCCAUCGCGCCGGUGCCGCUUUCCAUAGGACCUCCCCACCGCGGCAACCACCUGAAAGGUGACGUCGGGGUUUCGGGAACGCCAGGGUAUCAUCAUCCUGCCGUAGCCGCGCCUGCGCCCGCGCCGUCGCCAUCGCACUACAUGCAGCAAUUUGCGCCACGGCAGGCACCGCCUCCUGCUGCCCCAGCACAGCUUCAUCUCCAACCGCAACCACAACCCGUGCCAAUGCAAAUGCACUACGGAGCACAACCCCAGGCUCCGCCGCCACUUCACUACCAGACACCAGCCCACCUCGCCCCAGCUUACGACCCGCAUCAUCGCCCGGUGCACCCAGCUCCAGGCAUGACGCCCACUCGCCAGACCAUGCCGCCGACACCAAGCUCUGCAGCGAUGCCGCACGCAAACCCCAGCACAGGCAACGUCUACAACGUGCCUCGCGCCCCCGAGGUUUAUACUCUCGCCGACGGCCUUGAUACCGCCAUCCCAACGGAAGUGCGCGACCAGUUCCAGCGCGACGAGCAGGGCUGUGUUCUUUUUUUCACCGCGCCGCCUCUCAACCGGUCGACGAGCGGUGUCGCGGAACAAUACGCAGGAUUAGGCCACAGCGUCAGCCACCUGGCCAACAUCAAGAAGCUACGUGAGGAACGCGCCAAGAAGCGCAAGGAGCGCGACGAUGCUACGGCUGCCGAGCAGGCCGCCAGAAAGAAGCAGGCGGCCAUGAGCGAGGCGACAGCACAGGAGCAGGCUGAGGCCGAGCAGCAAACCAAGGCCCAGCUGAUGGAGAAGGUGAUUCUCGAGUGGUGCGCCGAAAUCGACCGCGGUACUGUAAUGAUCAACGACAGCCUCGGGGACUGGAAGACAUUGAUGCGCGAAAGCCGAGCCGAGAACUCUGGCAAAACGUCUACCGAGCUCCGCUCCAAAGUUCUCGAGUGGUUCUACAACGAUAGUCUCAAGCGCGGCGCUAUCACAGCCGAACAGAAAAAGGAACUAGAGGAUUGCUUCAUCCGCCACAAGUACCUGGAAAAUUGA